Sardina pilchardus (European sardine) is the source of this 3234-nucleotide messenger RNA. RefSeq names its product adenylate cyclase 1a (gene adcy1a). The transcript has 22 exons. Gene Ontology annotation, molecular function: adenylate cyclase activity. Gene Ontology annotation, biological process: intracellular signal transduction; cAMP biosynthetic process; adenylate cyclase-activating G protein-coupled receptor signaling pathway. Gene Ontology annotation, cellular component: plasma membrane. The record is from RefSeq and is a predicted model, not a curated record. The coding region runs from base 1 to 3234 and encodes 1077 amino acids. NCBI's taxonomy places the organism in Eukaryota, Metazoa, Chordata, Actinopteri, Clupeiformes, Clupeidae.
AUGUGUCUUGGCGGGAAAGGCACGCGCAGCAUCUUAGGGACCUGUGUGAAUGGCAUCGCCAUGGAAGGACUUAUGUUCCAAAGAGUCAGGGGCCGGCGGAGAAAGAGUCUUUUUGCGUGUGCCGAGCUUGAGGCGCUUUUCCACCAGUACAACCUACGACUUGAGCAAGCGGCCACGCUUAAAGCGCUUCUGGUGCUCAUCCUAGCCGCGUCAGCGCUCGCCCUGGCGGAGCUUCUGUCCGGGGGAGCGAGCCUCACGGUGUCCAAGGGAUCGCAUGCGGUCCACUGUGUUGUGUUCGCCUCGCUCUUCAUCGUGGCCAACGUGCGCGAGCUGCAGGCGACUCAGCUGCAGCAGAUUGCCAGGCUCGCGCUGCUCUUCAGCUUCACGUUCGCGCUUCUCUGCUGCCCGCUGCCUCUGACGCUCGAACUGGUUCAAUCUCACGGAGGACAAGAGGGCUUUGCUUCCCCGGCACCUGACCAGGGUAUCUGGCAGCUUAUGUUGGUGACAUUCGUAGCUUAUUCGUUACUUCCUGUUCGCGUGUUGUUCGCGCUCCUGUUCGGGAUAGCUUUGGCACUGGCCCACCUCACCGUGACAGCAUCCUCGCUACCGGGACAGAGGCAACUGUGGAGACCGGUUUUGGUGAACAUGUUGCUCUUGGCUGUGGUGAACCUCAGUUGUGUGUUUGUACGUGUGCGGACAGAGCAUGCUCAGAGAAAGGCUUUCUUGCAAGCCAGAGAUUGCAUCCAACAGAGACUCACACUGGAAGAUGAAAAUGAGAAACAGGAACGCCUCCUCAUGAGUUUAUUGCCAAGAAAUGUCGCCAUGGAGAUGAAGGAGGACUUUCUGGCUCCACCUGAUAGAAUCUUCCACAAGAUUUACAUCCAGCGCCAUGACAACGUUAGCAUCUUGUUUGCUGAUAUUGUUGGAUUCACAGGGUUGUCCUCCCAGUGCACAGCUCAAGAACUCGUUAAACUCCUCAAUGAACUCUUUGGCAAAUUUGAUGAGCUUGCAACUGAGAACCACUGUAGGAGGAUUAAGAUUCUGGGAGAUUGCUACUACUGUGUCAGCGGCUUGACCCAGCCAAAAGCCGACCAUGCCCAUUGCUGCGUGGAGAUGGGCCUGGACAUGAUAGACACCAUCACGUCAGUUGCUGAGGCGACAGAGGUAGACCUGAACAUGCGUGUGGGAUUGCACACGGGCAGAGUGCUGUGUGGAGUUCUGGGGUUGAGGAAGUGGCAGUAUGACGUCUGGUCCAACGACGUCACGCUGGCCAACGUGAUGGAGGCUGGUGGGCUGCCAGGUAAGGUGCACAUCACACAUGCGACUCUGGAGUGUUUGAAUGGGGAUUACGAGGUGGAGCCGGGCCUGGGCCACGAGAGGCACGCCUACCUGAGCAAGCACGCCAUACAGACCUUCUUCAUCGUGCCCUCGCACCGACGCAAGAUUUUCCCGGGGCUCAUCCUGUCAGACAUUAAGCCGGCCAAGCGCAUGCGUUUCAAGACCGUCUGCUGUCUGCUGGUGCAACUCAUGCACUGCAGGAAGAUGUUUAAGGCUGAGAUCCCCUUCUCCAACGUGCUCACCUGUGAAGACGACGAUAAGAGACGUGCCCUGAGGACUGAGAAAGUGCGCAGCCGGACGUCAUUUUCCGUGGGCGUGGUGCAGAACUCUCCGGAAACGCGCGUGAACCGGUACAUCAGCCGGCUGAUUGAGGCCCGUGAGACGGACACGCACACACACCUGCACUACGUCACACUCGCCUACAAGGACAAGAACAGAGAGCAAGGAUACCAGAAAGUGUGUGAUGAUCAUUUCAUCAGUGCCGUGGUCCUCUCUCUGGUCCUCUCCACUCUGUUUGGCCUCAUCUACCUUCUCAUUAUCCCAGGGCUGCUGGUUGUGUUGGUGCUGCUGGUUCUGAGCAUCUGCUUCCACUCGUCCUGCGUCAUGUACCUCCACAUCACACACAUACAGUGUGCUCCAGGAUGUCUCACUCUGCGCAUUCGCACCGUUCUGUGUGUGUUUCUGGCGCUGCUCACCUUCUCCAUGACGCAGAGCUGUGUGGCCAGCAGUCUGCCGUGGUCGUGGGACGCCAACUCCAGCGCCUCUUUGUUGACGGUGGUGGUCGGGAACGCCACACACAUGUGCGGAGUGUGUGAGCGAGUCCAGUACGCGCUGCUGUCGUGUGUGUGCGCUCCGCUCAGCGUCAUGCUCUUCCUGCGCGUGUCGUCACUUCCCAAGAUCCUCCUGAUCUUGCUCCUUGGGACCCUCUACCUGGUGGUCAUGGAAACCAGCAGCUAUCGUCAGGCCAUUGGGGGUUUGUUACAGGGCCGUGGCUUUGAUGCUCUGCUGGCAAUGCUGUUGUUUUUUGGAGCUCUGGCCCUCCACUGCCGACAGCUGGACCUUAAACUACGACUGGACUACCUCUGGGCUACACAGGCGGAGGAGGAAAGGGACGACAUGGAGAAGGUGAAGCUGGACAACAAGAGGAUCCUGUUCAACCUCUUACCUGCUCACGUCGCCCAGCACUUCCUGCUCUCCAACCCCCGGAACAUGGACCUGUACUACCAGUCCUAUGCCCAGGUCGGGGUGCUGUUUGCCUCCAUCCCCAACUUCAAUGACUUCUACAUGGAGCUGGAUGGCAACAACAUGGGUGUGGAGUGCCUACGCCUCCUCAAUGAGAUCAUCGCUGACUUUGAUGAGCUCAUGGACAAAGAGUGCUACAGGGAGAUCGAGAAGAUAAAGACCAUCGGCAGCACCUACAUGGCAGCAGUGGGGCUGGUGCCCACCACAGACUCACAGGUGAAGAAAAGCAUCUCAGAUCAUCUGUGUAUGGUGGCUGACUUCGCCAUGGAGAUGUUUGAUGUGCUGGAGGCCAUAAACUACCAGUCCUACAAUGAGUUUGUUCUUCGAGUAGGAAUUAAUGUUGGGCCAGUGGUUGCCGGGGUGAUUGGGGCUAGGCGUCCCCAGUAUGACAUCUGGGGAAACACAGUGAAUGUGGCCAGCCGAAUGGACACCACAGGACUACCGGGCAAAGUACAGGUGACGGAGGAUGUGUUUCGGCUGCUGCGGGGCCACUACGAGUUCAUGUGCCGGGGCAAGGUCACAGUGAAGGGCAAAGGAGAAAUGCUCACCUACUUCCUGGAGGGGCGGGCUCAGAGCUGCAGGAGCGGAGCCAGGCCUCGUUCCCACGGCGACGAGCACGGCCUCAGUCCCUGCCAACACUUGAAUCUUCCGUAA